This is a messenger RNA of Zootoca vivipara (common lizard), 4207 nucleotides long. RefSeq names its product alkB homolog 4, lysine demethylase (gene ALKBH4). Lineage: Eukaryota; Metazoa; Chordata; Lepidosauria; Squamata; Lacertidae. Gene Ontology annotation, molecular function: actin binding; oxidoreductase activity; demethylase activity. The record is from RefSeq and is a predicted model, not a curated record. Gene Ontology annotation, cellular component: midbody; contractile ring. Gene Ontology annotation, biological process: protein demethylation; actomyosin structure organization.
AUGGAGGAGGAGGCGGUGGCGGCCGCCGCUGCUGCUGCUGUUGCCGCCUCCGGAGGACGGGGAGCGGGAGGCGAGCCCGGGGGCUGCUGCGGGUGCAAAGGGGUCCGCGGCUGCCUGUUCUGCGAGGCCGCUCCGCCCCCGCAGAUAAGUGCAAACUUUGUGUACUGUCCACUGACUGGCUUUGCUGUAGGAGAAAAGGAAUCAGAAUUUGCAGGCUGGGCCUUUCCGUUUCCAGGAGUCUUUUUACUGGAAGGGUUCAUAAGUGCAGAUGAAGAAUGCAGGAUGGUUGAGCUGAUGGACUGCAGUGCUUGGAAGCCAUCACAGUCUGGCCGAAGAAAACAGGACUAUGGCCCCAAAGUGAAUUUCAAGAAGCGCAAGUUGAAAGCAGGCGGUUUUGCUGGCUUGCCCAGCUUCAGCCAGGAGAUUGUGACUCGAAUGAGAAGCCAUUCUGUGCUCAAGGACUUCUCUCCAGUCGAGCAGUGCAACUUGGAUUAUGGCCCUGAGAGAGGGUCUGCUAUUGACCCCCACUGGGAUGAUUGGUGGGUUUGGGGGGAACGCCUGGUUAGCUUAAACUUGCUUUCAGCAACUGUGCUCUCCAUGUCUUGUGACUCAGAGGAUCAUAUCCAGUUAUUUCCAGCCUUUCUUCAAGACAGCAAGCAGGUAGACAGCUCUUUGACCCAUGCUGUUUCUCAGGAGCAUUUGCCUAAAGAGUCUACUUCUUUAGGAUUCAGAAGCACCACCAAGUGGGGAACUGAUCCUUCUUCCCCCACAAGGUCAGUUUCGUCUAAAGAGGUCGUUGUCGCCAUUCACUUACCUCAGAGAUCCCUAGUGGUUUUGUAUGGACCCGCUCGCUAUAGAUGGAAACAUGCCAUUUAUCGCAAUCAUAUUAAAAGCCGCCGUAUCUGCAUCACCUUCAGAGAAUUGUCUGCGGAGUUCAGUCUUGGAGGAGAACAGGAAGAAUUGGGUCAAAAGCUCCUAAAAACGGCUCUGACAUACCAGGGAAUACCUGUAUAGACAUCCAUGUGGAGGAACUGAAACUCUUUAACUUGUUUGGGUCCCUGGAAAUUAAACUUCAAGGCCUUUCAUAAACUUGUGUCGUUUUCUGAGAAGCUGAUAAUUCUACUAAAGCUGUGGUUUUCAGUGAUCUUUCAAGGAACCUUUUGCUCCUCUUCCACCAGCUCUUAGGCAUGCACACUGAUCUUUCAAGGGACACUGGCAAGACUUCUUGGGUUUUAUCGUUCUCUGUGAAAGAGCAGUGUACCCCAGAUGUAGAUUAACUAAACGUCCAUGAAACUUGCACAUAUAUAAUAGCUGUAGGGCAAACAUCACAUGAGAUGUUGUCCCAUACCAAGUUAAACCAUUGCACCGUUUAUUUUUAAAUGUUGCUGAAUUUCUUACAAAACACUCAAGGAAAUUAACAAUCACCAAAGUUAAUGGUUAAUUAAGACAAAUUGAGAAAGCACGUAAGAAGUUGAUGAGGUCAGCAAAGGUGAAGGAACCAGAAAUUGGAACAACAGACAUGCCUCCUGAAAUGAAGUUUUCAGCCUGCACCAGAAUACCAAUGGAGGCAAGAGAGAUUUCCCAAGGUUGUGGGCUCCACAGCCUGGGUCCUGCAGCGGAGAAGGCCCUUGCCUGUGUUUCCACCAACCCUGGGAGGUGGGUAGUAAGGUUUUUCUUAGUAAGCAAUUGGAUGGAAUGCUACCUGCAUCCUUUUUCUUGUAUCUCCAUAAGUAAGAGGCGUAGAUUUUCUCGGGCAGUGACACCCCUUGGGUACGCCUUGCUCCACUGUGCCUUGACUCACAGCUCCUGGGACUGAGCACUUUCACUGCUCUGCUUUUAAGAUCAAUUAACUGGAAACUGAAUGUGCUUUACUGUAGAUUCUCCCUCAGUAGUCCACGUUCUGCCUGCACACAUGGAUUGGCAGUUUAUAUAAAAAUAAUACAAUAAAAUCACACUAUGUUUUCCCCAAACAUAAUUUUAGAAAGCUGAGAAAAUAUAUCUUAAAGAAAUCCAGCACAGGAUCCCAGCUACCUGAUAAAUAAAAAGGGUGUAAGGCAUUUGACAACAUGGGACAUACUUCCUACCUUGAGGUAGGUGCUACCUUGCUUACUAAAUUGUAAUAGGAAGAUCCCCAGACAGCAGGUAGCACCUGUGAUUUGACAGUCACCACAACAAGAUUCUAGGGGUUGGCCUCAAACAGAUGAUGAAAUCGUGUGCUCUAUUGCACCAGUAUUUCCCCCCCUGUAUGCAGACACGAAACGCAGCUUAACAUUCACCAUGUAAUUAUAUUUGAAAGUGUGAAGAAUACCUACCAUAUAUCUCCCCAAACAGUAUGGAUAUUUUGUUUUUCUCAUGAUGACUCAGCUGGCAGCUAUGAGAGAGACUGCUGCGGAAUGAAUAAAUAAAGUAGGCAUUGAAAGAACAGUGUUUAAAAGUAUCUGCUGGUGAAGAGAGGCUGAGAGAACCUAUAGAAAGCCCCCCCGCCUGCAGGAUCACCUGCCUGGCGAAGGACACAGGUGGUACAACUAACAGUUCCAUUAUUGAUUCAGUUAACUAUUAAGGAAACAAGAAGAGCCCAUCUAGUCCAGUAUCCCAGCAUAAUUCAGGGUCCUGUGGGAAAUUAUGCUAGCAGCUCAGAUCUAGUUGACUGACAGUGCUGGGGGCACCAGGCUGGGUUUUUGAGCAGAACAGGCAGUAGUGGGCCCUGCUAGAGUGUUGGGACCUUGAAUGUGAGGUGAUGGUGCAAGUCCUAUAAUUCAGACACCUAAUGCAGCUAAAAAUAGCACCAGAUAGGUAGGUGCCUGCUUGAAUAUAUUUAAAAAUCUUUUGAUCAAGUGGCACCAACGGGGUGUGUGCAUAAUGUGUGGAAUCUCUCAGGUUGGGAGUUUCACAGUUAAAGCAUCCUCAUGCCCAGCUCCCACUGGGGUUGCCACCAAAUACAUUAUUAAGAAAGAAAAAAAUGAAUUGCUAAAAGAGAGGGCAAAUAUAUUGGUGACAUUUGAACAUGCUCAUUUGUGUGCCUACACUGACCAGGUGCUAACUCUCUAUGGGGAAACAUCAGGACCUCUGCUAGUCUCCCUUUUGACGGACCAAGCAGCCCUUCACACACAGAACUGUCCUCUUAAAAAUAGGACACAUGGCCCCUCUGUCUCUUCUCACAGAUCACUUUACAAAGGGAGAAUCCUUUCUUCCCCCAAACUGCAAUUCUUCCUCUCAAAUCUAGGGUUGGGAACAAGAAAUGAGCAACCCCAACAGAAGGAACAAAAUAAAACAACAUAAAACAGCAACCAUGCUUUGCAAUUCCUAGAUACGCUAACAGAGGUUUGUGAACUUGCAAAAAUGGUUUUUAAAUCUACAAUUAAUAAUUUAAGAAUGGUUUUUGGCGCCUUUGCUACUGCAGUUGUAAUAGCCUUAAAAGUACUUAAGAGUUUGACGGAACGUAAGCUGUGACUCUCAGCAAUUUAUUUUCCAAAAGAUCAAGGGUAGAAAGUGAGUUCGAUGUGCUUCAGGAAUUCAGUGCCUUCGACAGCAGUCUGUACAGCUUUGUUAAGGGGAAGGAGAAUUGUUCUAUCUAUCAUGUUGGGAACCAGAAUCCAGUAAUCAAAGGCGCAAAUGAGCAAACAAAAGAACAUCCUUGAUGAGCCACAAUUUAUGACAACAGUACAAAAAGGUUUAGCUUGGUCUGCAGAGCAGCUGUGGUUCCAUACCACUUUUCAUAAGACAGAGAAGUGGUGGGUGUGAGACCUUGGAAACUGGACUGAUAGGGAUGAGAAGGGCCUCAUUAGCUGAUUGCAAGGAUGAGAGAGGCCUGGUUACCUGAGAAGCGGUUAAGGGAGGGACAUCACAGCAGAUGGUGAUGCCGCAACGAGGCUGGCAGCAGUGGCCUUUAUGAGAUAAUGCUGAAAGGAAGUGCACUUAAAAGACAACAGGGAAGCUUGCAGAGAUGCUGCUGGCAUUUUGCCCUUACAAAAUUUGGGUAAAGAAGGAAAUGGGAGAAUUCCCACUACUUAGCAAUGCAGAAAGUUCUGGCACCACCUCUGAGCAAUAUAAAAAGUUGAGGAUGGGAUCGUACUUGCUCUUCCACUCCCACUUCUCCCCAUCCCUUCCCCUAUGUUCUUCUGUUCACCCCAUUUUCUUGUAGCAAUGUAGCUGUGUGUGUGCAUGACUUAUACUGCUUUAUGACUUUGAACACGUCUAGAAAGGUUUA